This is a messenger RNA of Odobenus rosmarus divergens (Pacific walrus), 1356 nucleotides long. RefSeq names its product TBC1 domain family, member 7 (gene TBC1D7). The coding region runs from base 97 to 978 and encodes 293 amino acids. Lineage: Eukaryota; Metazoa; Chordata; Mammalia; Carnivora; Odobenidae. Gene Ontology annotation, biological process: negative regulation of TOR signaling; activation of GTPase activity. The transcript has 8 exons. Gene Ontology annotation, molecular function: GTPase activator activity. The record is from RefSeq and is a predicted model, not a curated record.
CGCCGGCCGGUCAGCGCGCUGGGCCUGGUUUCCGCUGCCUCCCCCGGACCACUUAGUCUCAACCCGGGUGUGGUUUCCACUACUAGAGAAUGAAACAUGACUGAGGACUCUCAGAGAAACUUCCGUUCAGUAUAUUAUGAGAAAGUGGGGUUUCGUGGAGUUGAAGAAAAGAAAUCAUUGGAAAUCCUCCUAAAAGAUGACCGGCUGGAUAUUGAGAAACUUUGUACUUUUAGUCAGAGGUUCCCUCUCCCGUCCAUGUACCGUGCGCUGGUGUGGAAGGUGCUUCUAGGGAUCCUGCCUCCGCACCACGAAUCCCAUGCCCAGGUGAUGAUGUAUCGCAAGGAGCAGUACUGUGAUGUCCUUCAUGCCCUGGAAGUUGUUCGCUUUGUCAGCGAUGCCACACCUCAGGUUGAAGUCUAUCUCCGCAUGUAUCAGCUGGAGUCUGGGAAGUUGCCUCGAAGUCCCUCCUUUCCACUGGAGCCAGAAGAUGAAGUAUUUCUUGCCAUUGCCAAAGCCGUGGAAGAGAUGGUAGAGGAUAGUGUCGACUGUUACUGGAUUAUCCGAUGCUUUGUGAACCAAUUAAAUAAUAAGUACCGGGAGUUUUUACCCCAGCUGCCAAAGGCUUUUGAACAGUACUUGAAUCUGGAAGAUAGCCGUUUGCUGAGUCAUCUGAAGACAUGUUCCGCGCUGUCCAGACUUCCUUACGAUCUCUGGUUCAAGAGGUGCUUCGCAGGGUGCUUGCCUGAAUCCAGUUUACAGAGGGUUUGGGAUAAAGUUGUAAGUGGAUCCUGUAAGAUCCUAGUUUUUGUAGCUGUGGAAAUUUUGUUAACCUUUAAAAUAAAAGUAAUGGCUCUGAACAGUGCAGAGAAGAUAACAAAGUUUCUGGAAAAUAUUCCCCAGGACAGCUCGGACGCGAUUGUGAGCAAGGCCAUCGACUUGUGGCACAAGCACUGCGGGACCCCAGUGCACUCAGCCUGAUGGCUCCCUGCACACACGGCCUACCAGGCUGCGCUGAGCGGUGUGUUCUCAGGACGCUACCCACUACACUCACUGAAAAUCCGGUUCUUGCUUUGGUGCUCAAAGCAUCAUUUUUCCCCCAGUAAAAUUAUUUAAGAUACCUGGUGACACUGUUUGGAGCAGCAACUUGUGGUUACACAGACGUACAAAGCUCAACUCUGAAUAGCAUUUAAAAGGGUUAUUCAAAAAUACCUCCCUGUUUUCCAUGUAUCAGCCAGGGAGGGUGCGUGCUUUGAUAGGCAAGCCUGCCCUGCUCCUCUCUAAUUAGCACCACGCUCGUUACUUUCUAAAGCUAUUUCUGGAAUAAAGAACAACUACCUUUUGUUGACAACUCAGAUU